AAGAGGGAAGAGAGAAGAGAAAAGCUGGCUUUCUGCUCUCACACUCAUUCCAUCCAUCCACAUAUCAAUGCAUGGAUGCCACGCAUACUACUGCCGAGACGACUUCAAACACGACGACCAAAGAAAGUCUCUCUCUGCUCCACAUUAGCUGGUACUGUACCCAGGUGAUGCAACAGCCGAGAGAGAAGAAAAAGCUCAGGUAGCUACAUGUAGCCGGCGUGAUGCGUAAACCCAACCCAACCCAACCAAACAACAGGCCAAUAGACCCAAUAUUAGGUCUGCCAACCCAUAAGGCCAACCAACCCAACAGGCGAAUCAACUCAAGCCUACGCGCAGAGGAAAAUAGCAAGCAGAAAGAGAGAGAGAAAGAUGGGAAGAUGGGAAGAAGGAAGAAAGAGGCAAGCAAGAAGCAAGAACGCAAAGAUGGAAGAAGGUACAUUAUUCAAUAACACUUACACACAUAGGUACUAUCUAGACCGAACGACCUCAGCCUAACAUAUGGUGUGGUGACUGAUGGACCGAUGGAUGGACUGGAGAUGGAAAAGAAAGAAAUCGAGAGAAAAAUCCCGAGAGAGAAAAAGUCCUGAGAGAGAAAAAGGUCGAGAGAGAGAAAAGGGUCGAGUCUGUACCAAACCUG
Sphaerulina musiva SO2202 is the source of this 637-nucleotide messenger RNA. RefSeq lists its product as uncharacterized. NCBI's taxonomy places the organism in Eukaryota, Fungi, Ascomycota, Dothideomycetes, Mycosphaerellales, Mycosphaerellaceae. Bases 222 to 449 code for a protein of 75 amino acids. The record is from RefSeq and is a predicted model, not a curated record. The transcript has a single exon.